GACGUUUUUUGAAAUUCCUUUUAAAAUUUUUCAAAAUAAAUACUUUUAGGUUUACAAAAAAUUCAAAGAUUUUGUUGUUACUGGUAUUUCCUGAAAAUUUUACAAAGUCUGACUAAAAAUAAAGGCUCAAAAGGAAUUAUAAAUUAUCCAGAUGUUCGGUUUGCUCUUGAUAAUAAAAAUAAUCGAUCAUAAUCAUUAAUUUAUCAUUCAUUUACAUAAAAUAGGUAAGUGACAAAUAAUUUUGUAUUCAUAAAAUACACAUGUUUACAGUUCUCUGGCAACACAAAAUACAUUUCCAAUUUUUUUGCAUUACGUGCGUAUGUGCACAGGAUGGGCUUAGGCCACUGCUGCCGUUUAUGAUGACAUUAUCAUGACAUUUACUUUCACCAUAACCAUACUUUUACUUUCACUAGUGGUAUUUCAAAACUUUGGAUAAAAAUAAAAUGGCUAUAUUUAAGUUAAAAGUAAACAUCUAGAAAUGUACAGCCGCAGAGUACACAAUUCUUCGGUACAAUGGUUUUUUCGAAGAUUGCUUAUAUCCAAUGAUGACACCUCUUCAAAAGGCUCUACUUUAGUUUUGGAUAAGUCUUUACCUAUUGAUAUUAAUAAACCUAUUGGAAUUUCCAAAAGAAGGUUUGAUUUGCUUGGGACAAUUUCCAAUUAUUCUUCAGAUAUUACUAGAAAAAUGUCAACACAAGCUAGUUCGAGUUCAUCUUCUAAGAAAACAAAUCGUUUAAUACUAGAGAAAUCUCCGUAUCUUCUUCAACAUGCUACAAAUCCCAUUGAUUGGUAUCCUUGGGGACAGGAAGCUUUUGAUAAAGCUAAAGCUGAAAAUAAAAUAAUAUUUCUCUCUAUUGGAUAUUCUACUUGCCACUGGUGCCAUGUUAUGGAAAAAGAAUCAUUUGAAAAUCCCUCUGUAGCAGAAAUAAUGAACAAACACUUUGUUAGCAUUAAAGUUGAUAGAGAAGAGCGCCCUGAUGUUGACAGGCUUUACAUGUCCUUUAUUCAAGCUACUGCAGGAGGUGGUGGUUGGCCUAUGUCUUUAUUUCUUUCUCCAGAUUUAGAACCUUUAACUGGUGGCACUUAUUUCCCUCCAGAGGAUAAUUAUGGACGGCCAGGAUUUAAAACACUUUUAAAAAGUAUUGCUGAGCAGUGGAAGAAUAAAAAGACUGCGAUGUUAAAGUCUGGCAAGCAAGUUAUAGAAAUAUUGAAGAAAAUGAAUAUCAAAAAUCAAACUGUUGCUGUAGAUAUACCAGGUGAAGAUGUUUGGAAAAAAUGUAUUCUUCAACUAUCCAGAAAUUAUGAAUCUGAUUUUGGAGGUUUCAGUUCAUCUCCAAAAUUUCCCCAACCUGUGAUAUUUAAUUUUUUGUUUCACAUGUAUUCUAGCAACAAAGAGAGUGAACAAGGGUACAGAUGUUUGGAAAUGUGUUUGCAUACAUUAAAAAAGAUGGCUUAUGGUGGAAUACAUGAUCAUGUAAAUAAAGGUUUUGCUAGGUAUUCAGUUGACGACAGAUGGCAUGUACCACAUUUUGAAAAAAUGUUAUAUGAUCAAGCUCAAUUAGCUGUUUCGUAUUGUGAUGCCUACGUUAUUACAAAAGACAAUUUUUUUGCUGACAUUGUUAGAGAUAUUCUUACUUAUGUGUCAAGGGAUCUAAGUCAUGAUCUUGGUGGAUUUUAUGGUGCUGAGGAUGCUGAUUCUUACCCUUAUGAAGGUGCACCACAUAAACAAGAAGGAGCUUUUUGUGUUUGGGAGUAUGAUGAAAUUUUUAACUUACUGGAUGAGAAAACUGAUGGUAUAUCGCACGCCGAACUUAUAGCAUACCAUUACAAUGUGAAAAAAGAUGGGAAUGUAAAGCCAUCCCAAGAUCCACAUGGCGAACUGACGAAAAAGAAUGUUUUAGUGUGUUUCGGAUCAUAUGAAAGUACUGCUAAUAAAUUUGACAUUACAGUCGAGAAAACAAAAGAAAUUUUAGAAAAAGCUCAUGCCGUUUUGUACGCAGCUAGACAAGAAAGACCGAAACCGCAUGUAGAUACCAAAAUAUUGACUUCUUGGAAUGGAUUGAUGAUUUCUGGAUUUGCUAAAGCAGGUUUUUCAUUGAACGAAGAAACUUAUGUAAAAAGGGCGAUAAAAGCAGCAGAGUUUAUUAAGCAAUAUCUCUACAAUGAAGAUAAAACGCUUACUAGAUGUUGCUAUAGAAAUGAUGAUAAUUCCAUUACUUUAGGACAAGUUGCCAUAUCUGGUUUCCUAGAUGACUAUGCUUUCUUGAUAAGAGGUUUAAUAGAUCUUUAUGAAUCUACAUUAGAUACAAAAUGGUUGCAGUGGGCUGAAACCUUGCAAGAUACUCAAAACGCUAAGUUUUGGGAUGCACAACAUGGUGGUUACUUUAGUAGUCCUGAAGGAGAUCCAUCAAUCUUGUUUCGUGGGAAAGAGGAUCAAGAUGGCGCGGAACCUUGCGGAAAUUCCGUUUCUGCACAUAAUCUUCUUAGAUUGGCUUCUUACCUGGAAAGAAAAGAUUUUCGAGAAAGUGCUGCAGGUGUUUUGAAAACUUUUGCAGAUAGGCUUACUUCACUUCCUAUUGCCUUACCCGAAAUGACGUCCGCAUUGUUGUUUUAUCAUAAUUCUCCAAACCAGGUAUUUAUUGCUGGCCCUAAAGAUGAUACCAAUACUCAAGCUCUUUUAGACGUAAUUCGAACGCAUUUUAUACCAGGACGAAUUUUGGCUGUGGCUGACGGUCCUUCCGGCAAAGCAGGACUGUUGUAUCAAAGACAUGAAAUUCUUUCUCGACUACAUCCCGUUCAACAUAAGCCCGCGGCAUAUGUAUGCAGGAAUUUUACGUGCGCUUUGCCAGUUACCGAUCCGACUGACUUAGCAAACUUGCUUGAGAGUGACAAAUCAGCACAUUCUUAAAUUUGCCUAAAAAAUAAAAUAUUUAAAUUAUUAAUAAUAUAAAAAAAACUGUUUCAAUUAAAUGAAAUUAAAAUAUGUAUAUGAGGUGUAGAAAUGAAUGUUUAUCAAUGGUUAUAUUUCUUUUUAGGUUGUUUCAAAAAAUAAAAAGACGAUUUUUUAAAAUUUA
This is a messenger RNA of Psylliodes chrysocephalus, 3074 nucleotides long. Lineage: Eukaryota; Metazoa; Arthropoda; Insecta; Coleoptera; Chrysomelidae. The record is from the annotation of a GenBank genome assembly.